Aureococcus anophagefferens is the source of this 9792-nucleotide messenger RNA. RefSeq lists its product as hypothetical. The transcript has 8 exons. Lineage: Eukaryota; Pelagophyceae; Pelagomonadales; Pelagomonadaceae. Gene Ontology annotation, molecular function: 2-oxoglutarate-dependent dioxygenase activity. The record is from RefSeq and is a predicted model, not a curated record. Bases 1 to 9792 code for a protein of 3263 amino acids.
AUGCGCCUCCGGCUCCUCAUCGCCUGCGUCGCCGUCGGGCGCGCCGCCGUCCCCGACACCUGCGACCAUCGGAACCCGACCUGCGACGCGUGCUGCCCCGCGCCCGGUGGCGUCAAGUGCGUCGACGCGUCGUCCGCCGAAGACCUCGACUUCUCGGGCCGGACCGCGUGCGUCUGCUACGACGGGGACGCGGCGUCUCAGACCGUGACGGGCUCGGAUUUCAACGACUGCCUCUUCGUCACGGGCGACUACGCGGUCGUCGACGCGGGCGAGGGCGACGACGUCGUCAUCCUCGGCGAGGGCAAGGACGGCGCCGUCGACGGCGGCCCGGGCCGCGACGAGAUCUUUGUUUUCCGGAGCGGCGAGGUGCUCGGCGACGAAGCCGUCUACGUCGAGAUCGAGGGCGGCGAGGGCGACGACCUCAUCGUCGGCGAGGGCGAGGCGCUGUCCAUCGACGCCGGCCCGGGGAACGACUACGUAGAGCUGGGCACGUCCGCGUCGACCAACCUCGACCGGAACCGCGUCUGGGGCGGCGAGGGCAAAGACAUGCUCAUGAUCUGGAACGUGAAGAACUCGCUGAUCUCCGCGGGCCCGCCGGGCGGCGGCGGGUGCCUGCCCGGCGACGAGAUCGACAUCCGGGGCAGCGCGUCGCUGACCGUCGCGGGCAGCGCGUGCGACGACUACAUCGACCUCGUCGACGUCGACGAUAGCGACGUCGACGCGGGCGCGGGCGACGACGUCGUCAACGUCCGCGGCCAGUACAACGACCUCUACGGCGGCGACGGCGACGACAUCCUCUACUACUCCGGCGAGCAGACGACGAUCGGGGACUUUGAGAAGAAGACUCUGGCAGAUCCGUUCCUCAGCGGCGACGAAGACGAGGCCCUCGACGACGGCACGUACUCCUACUCGUACCGCGACCGCUUAGCGCCCUACUACGACUACUACUACUACUACUACUACGAAGCGGGCGCCGCGUCGCCCUCUGCGCCGUCGCCCGCGCCGACGGCCGAGGCUCCCGAGGCUCCCGAGGCGGGGGGCGAGGCGGUCGGCCCGUCCUACGCGCCGACGACGCUCUACGCGCCGACGGCCAAGCCCACGGCCGACGCGGCGGGCGGCGCGGCGCCCGAGGCCCCCGCGCCGACGGCCAAGCCCACGGAGCCCGUGCCCGCGCCGACGGCCAAGCCCACGGAGCCCGUGCCCGUGCUCUACGGCUGCGACGACGCGGUCACGGACUGGAUGGAGCGCAACGGCUACACCUGCGAGUCGUACGAGACGUCCAUCGGCCUCGUCGGCAAGUGCGGCGACGACGACGUCUGGGUCGCCGCGGCGGCCUGCCGCCAGACCUGCUGGGACGCGGGCAAGGCCUACGCCGGCGACGACUGCGACGCCGCGGGCGGCGCGGUCGAGCCCGCGCCGUCGCCCCGGCCGACGCCGGAGCCCCCCGCGUCGUCGCCCCGGCCGACGGAGGAGCCCCGAGGCGCCGCCCCGGAGGCGACGCCGAAGCCGUCGCCCGCGCCGUCGCCCCGGCCGACGGGCGCCGUCGACGUGUCGCCGCGGCCGACCCCCGACGACGGCGGCGACGGCGGCGACGGCGGCUCCGACGACACCGAGGACAUGCUGCCCAUCUUCUACGGCGUCGGCGGCGCCCUCAUCCUCAUCAUCCUCUCCUGCAUCCUCUACCUCGGCGGCUGCUGCACGUGCCGCAAGAGCCGCGGCGGCGGCGGCGGCUACGGCGGCGGCGGCCACGCGUCGCGCAGCCGCGACGCGGUCUCCCUCUGGGACGCGGAGGACGACGGCGACCAGGGCCACUACGCCAGCAGCCGCCGCGACACCUACCGCGACACCUACCCCGAGACCGAGAUGGCGAGCUUCGACUCGCCCACCAAGAACUUCCGCCGGACCCUCAUCGUGCCCGGCGCGGCCCUCACGGCCAUGCAGAAGCGGCGCAGGAAGCCCCUGCCCUUCAGGCACCUCUUCGUCGGGCCGCCGUCGCCGCUCAUGCAGUCGAAGCGGACGAAGCUGCAGCAGCUCUUCUGCGCCUCGAAAAAGGCCGACGCCGUCGUCGAGGCCUUCGCGCCGCCGCCGCCGCCGCGGAGGAAGCGGAGGGUCGCGCGCGCGGUCUUCCGCCCGCUGCCCGCGGGCCCGGCCGCCGUGGCGCCCGCGCGCGGCCGCGCGUUCCUCGAGUUCAUGGCCAGGCGCGACAAGGCGCGCAAGCGCAAGGAGGCCGGGCGGCCCUGGCCCUGGUCCAAGGACGCCAUCCUGCGCGCGCGCCGGUUCACGAACGUGAAACGCGAGGACGACCGGACGACGCGGUGGCUGCGGGACCACCACGGCGCGGCCCACCGCGACGCCCCGGCGGGCGAGGUGCUGAUCAACUGCGCCGUCUUCCGCGCCUUCGGGACCGUCGCCCACGCGGAGCGCUACGGCUGGCGCGCGUCGUUCGACGCGGACGCGUGCCUCGGCGCCGCGGAGGCCUGCUGGCGCGCGGGCCUCCACGCGUUCACGCGGGCUUACCGGCGGCCGCUCUUCAACGCGGAGCGGGGCGUCGGCGCGUCGGCGCCGCCGCGGGGCGCCUACGAGCGCGCCGCGCGCCGCGUCGCGGACCUCGCGGCGGCGCUCCCGCGGCUGCCCGCGGCGAGGACGUCGUGGCGCGACUUCGCGGGCGCGCUCCGCGGCGUCCGGGGCUUCGGGGGCUCGGGCUUCAUGGCCAAGGAGCUGCUCCUCGACGCCGCGUGGUGGCCGUCGGUGGCGGCGCUCGUCGAGGACGCCGGGGACUUCACGCUCGUCGGGCCGGGCGCGCGCCGGGGCCUGAACCGCAUCGCGGGGCGGGACGUCGACUGGGGGUCGCGCGGCGCGGAGAGGGCGCUCGCCGAGGCCCGCUUCCUCGAGGAGGUGCGCCUCGUCCACGCGUUCUGCGUCCGCGAGAAGCCCGCGUGGUGCGCGGCCCGAAACAUCGACAUCCACGACGUCCAGUUCCAGCUCUGCGAGUUCGACAAGUACGAGCGCGUCAAGAGCGCGAAGUACUGCAGCGCGAUCCUCAAGUACGAGCCCCUCGCGAGCUACGCGUUCGCCGCGCUCCCGAAGCCGCCCUGCCGCGACUUCGAGCACCACGUGGCGAUUCCGAAGAGGAAACCGUGGUCCCAGGAACCCGAGACUUGCUCGAUGCUCUCGGGUUUGGGCUUUCGAAAUAUGUUUGGCGCGUCGUCGUCGAAGGCGGCGCCGCGCCCGUCCUGCGGGGGCGCGUCGACGGCGAGCUACCCCGACGUGCUGCGGCGCGUCGCGGCGGCGACGCGGCCGCGCGACGGCGGCUCGCCGAGCGGCGAGUCGGACGCGUCGGCGACGUCGGCGGCGAUGGUCACGCAGGAGGAGGACGACCCGGCGCUCCCCGGCGACUCGCCGCUCUGGGAGUUCCUCGGCGCCCUCGUGCGCGCCGAGGCGGCCAUCCUCGGCGACGCCGCGGACGAGGAGCGGCGGCGGCUCGACGCGACGCCCGGCCCGCGGGGCAAGGCCGCGUCGCUGAGCCCGCUGUCGAGCCUCGAGGCCGCGCGGCGCGCGAGCGGCCACCAGUUCCUCAACGCGCCGGAGCCGACCGAGGAGCGGCCGCGGAAGCGCCAGCGCGUGACCUUCGCGUCGAGCGAGCUCUCCGCGCUCGACUUCGGCGCGCCGCGCGAGGCGCCGCCGGCCGACGCCGCGGCGCCGCGGCCCGAGGCCGCGCCGAGCGACGACCAGGCCGCGGGCCUCCUCGAGCACCUCCACGAGGCCCUGAGCCGCGCCGACGCCGUGGGCGCGCUCGUCGCCGCGGGCGACGCGCGGACGCGCGACGGCGUGCGGUCCGUCGCUGCCGCGCUCGGCGCCGAGGCGGCGCGGCCCGGCGCGGGGCGGCGCGCCGCGCGCGCGGCCGCGUUCCUGCGCGACGAGGUGGCGCUCCUCCUCGGCGGCGGCGGCGAGUCCGAGCUCGAGGGCCGCCACGCGGAGGCGCUCAGCUCGCUCGUGCGCCGCGAGCUCAAGAGCCUGCUCAACGAGGCCGUCGCCAUCGUCCACGGCACGGGCUCCGUGCGCUUCAACUUCGACGACCCGGCGGCGCUGCUCCACCGGGCCCUCCGGGCCCUCCACGACGGCGGCGGGCCGGCCUGGGCGACGGAGCUCCGCGCCGCGCGGUGCGCGGCCGGCGGGCCCCUCGCGUUCGAGGGCGAGGACGAGGCCAAGGACGUGCUGAGCCUCGCCGCGGCCCACGGCUUCGCGCUCUCCGUCUUCACGCAGUCGGCGGUCCGCGCGAAGCUCGCCUCCGGCGGCUUCGACCGCCUCGAGGCGCUCGCGGGCCGCGUCCGCGGCGCGGACGCGCCCCGGGCGGCGGACGCGCCCGGCGACGACGCGGCCGCGCCGGCGUCGGAGGCGGCGACGCGGGUCGACGCGGACGCGGAGGCGGAGGCGCCGGCGGCGCCCGCGGCGGCGGCGCCGCUGUCGCCCGGCGGCGGCGACGCGGCCGCGGCCGCGCCCGCGGGCCUCUUCUCGCCCGGCGGCGGCGGCGCCGCGCCCGCGGGCGCGCCGGAGACGCCCGCGGCGGGCCCGCUCGCGCCGCUGGGGCCGGGCCCCGGCGGCGCGUCGCCGCGGCCGGCGGCGACGCCCCGGACGCCCAUGGAGAGCGCGACCGCGCGCCUCGCGUGCCUCGCGCCGCUCCGCGACGCGCGCGCGCUCCGCGGCGCGCUGCUCGCGGCCGCGCCGGCGGCCCACGCGUCCGCGGCCGACGCCAUCGCCCACCUCACGGCCCUCCGCGACGCCGCGGCCGCCGCGGCCGCCGCGGCCGGCUCCAAGAAGAAGCGCAAGAAGCGCAAGCGCGACAAGCAGAAGCCCCUCUUCGACGACCUCGCGAACAGCGGCGUCUUCCUCUUCCCGGAGAUCGCCGCGCUGCCCUGUCGCAUGCCCGAGGUCGACGAGGAGAUCCUCGACGUCUUCGCGCUCCUCUCGGGCCGGCGGAAGAUCCGGACGCGCCUCGACGGCUACGCGCUCGGCGUCGCCGUGCUCCUGAUCUACGCGACGGCGAACACGGACCACCACGGCCGCUGGCUGCGGAGGCUCGAGGCGGACCCGGCCCACGCCUGCGCGCCCGAGCGGCUCCGGGAGCUCCGGGAGCUGGCGGCCGCGGGCGCCGUCCGCGCGGACGUCGUCGAGGAGAUCCGCACGCCCCGGGACCGGACGGCGAAAGGCGCCCGGCCCGAGCGGCGCCAGACCAUCCUCAUGGACGACGACGCCGGCGGGGCGACGGCCUUCGAGUGCCGCGAGGGCGGCGCCGCGACGGCGCGGCCCGGCCGCCGCCGCGCGCACCGCGGGUCGUCCGCGUCGCAGCACGCCGUGUCGCGCCUCGACGACAAGUACACGAAGCGCGUCGUCGGCGAAAAGACGCUGCUCAUCUCCGUGAUCUGCCCGUCGAGCAGCGACUGCGACAGCGCCUACGACUACGAGAUGAUCGAGUCCGCGCACGGCGGCGACGUCUUCGCGUACCUGGACGAGGUCGUGGACCUGGCCAACGACUUCUACGCCGAGGCGUCCUGGGGCAACUUCUCGCUCGCCGUGACCUACACGCCCAUCCUCGAGGUCGACUACGACCAGUCCACGUGCGACGACAACGACGAGAUCGACUGGCUCGGCGGCGGCUACGACGGCGACCCGGACGCGUUCGACGUCAUGGCGGCGACGGCGUCCCUCGCGGCGGGCUACGACCGCGAGGACUACGACUUCAACGUCGUCGUCAUCCCCUACUGCCAGGGGAACGGCGCCGCGGGCACGGGCUACGUCUCGCAGGCGGGCGCGUUCCUCAACCUCGCGGCCUACAACUACGACCCGUCGUUCAUCCACGAGCUCGGCCACAACUUCGGCGCGAACCACGCGUCCUACGUCGACAACGACAGCGACAACCUCGGCGGGAAGAACGCGUGGUACUCCGACGACGACGACUGGAUCGAGUACGGCAACCUCUACUCGCCCAUGGGCGGCGGCGGCGUCGAGGACGGCGACCUGAGCAACCACUUCACCGUCGAGGGCAAGCUCAUCUUCGACUGGCUCACGAACAGGUACGUCGACUACGUCGAGCCCUACGACGCGUCCGAGACGCCGCUCUGCAACCCGUGCGUCUCCGUGAUCCAGGCGACGGACUCGGGCACGCUGGCCCCCGACGACCCCGUCGCGGUGCAGAUCUCCACGGCGACGGAGGAUCUCUACCUCUUCGUGGAGUACCGCUCCCAGUACUCCGGCGCGCUCAUGACCUACUCGAGCUACAGCUCGAACUCGGGCAUGACGGGCAACUUCGGCAACUCGCGCGUCGUCGACUGCGAGCCCUCGACCGAUCUCCUCACCGACGCCAUGUGCACGAGCGGCGAGAACAUGCAGCUCGACGUCGGCGACGAGGCGACGUCGCGGCCCAUCUCCGUCUACUUUGAAGUCGUCGGCUCGCACCUCGAGGUGUCGGUCUACUCGAGCGACACGCCGCGGCCGACGCUGUCCAUGGCGCCGACGACGGCCGCCCCGACGCAGUCCCCCUCCAAGGAGGACGACCAGUGCGGCAAGGAGAAGUACUGCUGCGACUUCGUCGACAUCGACGGCUACCAGCGCUUCUACAAGGUCCGCGACGUCACGGGCGAGCUCUACUGCUGCUCCUCCAAGUGCACGUUCGUCAACUCCCAGAACUACUACCUCCAGUACGUCGCCGCCGGCGGCGACUACUACGUGAUGACGUCCGAGCCCUGCUUCGAGAGCGGCACGCUGUCCUACAUCGAGGGGCCCAUCACGACGGACGAGAUGGAGGCCUACUGCGACCUCAACCAGCCGACGCCCGCGCCCGUCGGCUGCACGGCGGACUCGACGUCCUGGUACAAGGACGGGUCGCCGGACAAGGACUGCGCCUGGGUCGCGGGCGACCUCGGCCGCUGCGACUCCAAGGAGGACGCCGCCGGCGUGCUCGCGGAGGUCGGCUGCUACGCGACGUGCAACGAGUGCACGCCGCCGGACCCGUCGCCGACGCCCAUGCCCGUCGAGUCCUCGGACCCGGCGCCGACGCCGAGGCCCACCGCGGGCCACGCGUGCGUCGCCGACUCGGCGUCGUGGUACAAGAGCGGCAAGCCCGACAAGGACUGCGCCUGGGUCGCCGAGGACCUGGAGCGGUGCGACUCCAAGGAGGACGACGCGGGCGUGCUCGCGUCCGUGGGCUGCGACGCGACGUGCUACGAGUGCACGCCGGACGAGACGGACGACCCCCCGACGCCGCGGCCGACGAUCAUCUACACCAUCACGCGGGCCCCGACGUCCCUGACCUGCGAGUGCGACGACAAGGGCGUCUGCGACGACGACGGCUGCUACGAGCCGGAGCCCGGCGGCGACUGCGACAACGGCACGCCGCCGCGGCGCGACCUCUGCGCGGACACGUGCGAGGCGUGCGGCGUCGCCGACACGACGUCCACGGUCACGGGCGAGAUCGAGAUCUCGGGCGAGGACGAGGCGUGGGCCGAGGAGCACAGCGAGGAGAUCGAGGAGGCCAUCUGCUACGCGGCGGAGACGGACGCGGACGAGGUCACGAUCUCCUUCGCGGCCGAGACGCGGCGGCGCCGCCUCGACGACGACCCCGAGCUCUUCAUCUUCUACGUCAUCACGGAGGAGUCGUCCGACGCCGCCGCCGCCAUCUACGAGCGCAUGGCCGCGCUCGAGCCCGCCGACUUCGAGGAGCACAUCGCGGCGGCCUUCGCGGCCGCGGGAAAAAACGCGAGCGCCCACGCGAACGCGGAGACGAUCCAGAUCUUCACGCCGCGCCACAACGCGGCCUCCUACGCGCCGACCAUGGCCACGUAUCUCGACGCCGCGUCCCCGAAAUGUUGGGUCGAGCCCGUCGCGGCCGCGCUCGCGCUGACGUCGUGGAGCGUCUUCGCGGCGCUCCGGAGCGCCGCGGCGACGUCCUCGCGGCGCGCGGCGACGAGCGCGCGGAACGAGCCGCGCGCGCGCCGCUUCCGCUUCGGGCCGCGGCGCGCGACGUCGCCCCGCUCGGGCGGCGGCACGGGCGUCCGCGAAGGUGCUGCUAUAUUGAGUCUGGGAGCAGCCCUUCUCUCUCCGCCCUGGGGCAUGGCCUGCACCAUCGAGUGGUGCGAGCCGGACAAACCGCCACGCUGCUUCAAGUUCGUGCUCCCGAAGCCGACGCCCGUGGGCAAGCUCGUCAAGAAGUGCGCCAAGGCCGCCGGCGCGACGCACGUGAACGUCCAGGUCCGGCCGCGCGGCGGCGGCAAUGCCCUUGGCGCCAAGGACCUCGUGCCGAGUGCCACGAACAUUUUCUAUACAGCCGUGCCCGAAGCCGCGCCCGCAGCCGCGCUGUCCGCAUCGGCCGCGCCCGCGGCCGCGCUGUCCACGUCGGCCGCGCCGGCGGCGGCGCCGCCGCCGAAGGCCCACGUCGCGCGCUACGCGAGCUGGCUCCGGGGCCCCGCGGCGCCGCGCGUCGCGUCGUCCGACGAGGCGGCCGUCGUCGCCGCGCUAAGGAAGCGCCAGCCUAUCGUCGUCGAAAACAGCAGCCUCACGAAGAGCCUGCGCCACUGGACCUUCCAGUACCUCGCGGACCACAGCGACGGCGACGUGCCGCGGUUCCACACGCACUUCGCGCCGAAGCGGCGCCGCGUCUUCCCGCGCAAGUACGGCAAGAAGCUCAUGCCCGGCGAGGCCGCCGCGGAGGAGGGCGGCAUCGUCGCAACGACGUUCCGCGACUUCCACGAGCUCCUCAAGGGCGCGCGGCGGAAUCCCGCGGAGCCGCUGGCCUACUACUGCCAGCAGACGGUCCUGAGCUACGGCGACCGCGACCCCGACGGCCGGUCGCCGCCGCCGGCGGGCGCCGCGCCCAUGUCCGGCGACCACGCCUUCCUGAAGGACCUCUACGAAGCGGACUGGGCCUGGCUCGACCGCGUCACCGCGUGCCUCGGCCCCUUCUUCAUGACGUCGCUCUGGUGCGGCGACGGCGCGAGCGCGACGCCCAUGCACUACGACUGCAAGGACAACUGGCUCUGCCAGGUCGCGGGCCGCAAGCACGUCCUGCUCUUCCCGCCGGCGCGGUCCUUCGACGUCUACCCCUACCCGCUGGACCACCCGAUGACGGAGUUCACGAUGGUCGACCUCGAGAAGCCCGACCUGAAGCGCUGGCCCGCCUUCGAGAAGCUGCGCCGCGGCGGCGUCUGGGCGACGCUCGAGCCGGGCGACGCGCUCUUCAUCCCGCGGUUCACGUGGCACUACGUCGAGCAGUGCGAGCCCGACGCGGACAACAUCUCCGUGAACUUCUGGUUCGGCGGCUACUGCGACAACAUGGAGGACCUGCAGGACCUCCACGGCGCCGCCCGGGGCGACGCCGCGCGGGGCCGCUGCGACCUCGCGACGCGGCGGAUCCUCGCGCACCGCCUCACGGAGUGGAUCGCGAAGGCGAGCCUCGCCCCCGUGGACAUCGAGCCCCACGAGUUCCUGACGACCUGGGCGAAACGCGGCGCGCGCGUCUUCGAGGUCCCGCUCUACCGGAAUCUGCGCCAGUUCGCGGCGGACCUCGUCGCGCGGAUGGCGCCGAUCGUCGACGGCGAGGCCAACUUCUUCGACCUACUCCGGGACAUGUGCAAGGACGGGCGGCUCCACCCGGGCCCGCCGGCCUUCACCGUCGUCGCCUCGGGCGAGGAGAACCGGAACACGCCGCGCGACGCGCUCCCCGCGAAGCUCCGGGGGCUCCUGCGCGCGGACGCGGCGCGGUCCGACUCCGAGGACGACUUCGCGGGCCUCGACGGCUAG